Microstroma glucosiphilum is the source of this 1960-nucleotide messenger RNA. RefSeq lists its product as hypothetical. The transcript has a single exon. Lineage: Eukaryota; Fungi; Basidiomycota; Exobasidiomycetes; Microstromatales; Microstromataceae. The coding region runs from base 311 to 1777 and encodes 488 amino acids. The record is from RefSeq and is a predicted model, not a curated record. Gene Ontology annotation, biological process: lipid metabolic process.
GAGGCCAAGGUGUUGGUCUCAGCCCGCACAUAUUCUUGCUUCCCGAGCCAUCAUCUUCCCCCACCCUUUGCCACCUGUACGCCCUGAUUCGCCCAUCUGCCUAAUUUCCACUGGAAGCCCUUCGGCCAUAGUGGUACCUCGAACGCCACGUACCAGCCCUGAGGCUGAAGGCUGAGGGCUUCAGGCACAAGGUGGUGGGAGUACAGGCAAAGGCACUGCCUCAUCGGCCCGCCCAGGCCGAGAGCAUCGGUCAGGAGACAGUGGAUCACCCCACUCUCGUCUGCAGCCAACCUGACCCCUAUCACCACUUAUGUCCAUACCUUCUGUCAGGAUGACCACGAUGAUAGACUGGAAUUGGAUCAAGAUGGUCCUCAUAGGACCUGCACCGCCACCUCCCCUGGACGCAGUACCCCCGCCUCACGGCGCUCUACGAGGUUUUGGUCUUGCGAGCUUCAUCCUGCUCCUCCUCGUCAUCUGUUCCAUGACUCUCCCCUCCCAAGGCAAAGCAUGGAUUCGUCUGACACUUCUACCAGGGAUCCUCUACCUCAGCCUUGCCCUAUCUUGUAAGCCAGAGCUAGGCAGCUUUGGCUCGCUGCUAUUGGACUGCUUCUGGCCACUGCUGGGAUGGAAUCUCAUCGCAAAGGCUGUAGAUGUUUGUAUUUGUGGGACUUUUGUAGAUCGGGAAGGUGCAGAGAAGAGUCCGAGGUGGAUUGUGCCCAAGAGCCAGGCUGGUACAUGGGAGGGCGCUGUUAAGCUGGAUCUGAAGGGCCAAAGCGCUGAGACUAGAGACGGCGAAAAGAGGGAGGCGAAGAUGAAUGGUCACGCCUCGGAUGAGCCUAAAGCUACGACUUCCCCUGUCUACGGAGACAUCGAAGCGGAAUGGUACGCUGUGCCACACUCGCAGCACUUCUUCUCUCUCCGUAGAUUGCUGUGGGCCUGCGACCACCUAUUCUUGCUCCGUCCUCACACCUCCUGGAUCUUGCCUACAGAACAGCGAGCGCUCGAGUGGGCGCACAAGGACCUCGUCAGAGCAGCGUUAGACCCCUCGUCAUCUCGGUACGGCAAGCCCGAGGAUCAAAGCAUCUUCUCCGUAAUCGGCAAGGUAUCUCUCAUGACGGCGUGCCUCCUCAACGAACGCCUCUUACUCGUCCCGCCCGGACCUGCCUUCUACUCGAUGCCUGUUCUGGUGCAGGCCUUUAACGUCCUCUUCUACGGCGCACUAAUUUGCCUCAGCAAUGGGCCUAUCGAGUACUUUGCUUUCCCUCUCCUCAGACGCGUGCUGCCAGUCAGCGCUCUGUUGCCAAUGAUGAAUCAGCCUCUGCUCGCAAAGGGCCCUGCUGAAUUCUGGGGAAAGAGGUGGCACGCAAUGGUGCGCCGCUCUUCCUGGCGCUUAAGCCGCCUUUUUCCCGGAGGUCGUCACCCGGUAGGCAACAAGUUGUGGGCAUUCGUCAUCACAGGCAGCAUGCACAGCAUUAUCCUAGCCCGUUGGCUACCUCCACCUCCCACUGUGUGGUAUGUUCUGGUGCUGCUACUCGUGCCUGGGCCGAUGGCCUUCUUUGUCGGACAGGGUGUGCUGGUCGCUCUGGAGCUCGCAUUAUUGGGACCGCUGCCGAGCGGUGCAAAGGGUCAGCAGGGAGAAAGAUGGACCAAGACGCUGGCGAGGAGAGCGCUGACGUGGGGAGGCAUUCUUGUCACUUGUCGGUACUUCGUUGGGGCGAUAGCAGCUACGGGCAUGCAUACGGCGGCACAAAGAUCUCAUGGCUUUGGGAAGGACUGAUAGACGAGAAUCCAUUUACAUGACUAGCGAUGUUCACUUUCAUAGAAAUGAUAUAGAGCACACGAUUCAAGUGACGAUCAGACCCCCUGGAAGAGUGCGACUUGUAGAUCCGCCAAGAGUGAUUACCUCGGGAAAGUGUUGCUUUCGGCGCUUUUUUUUUUGGGUGUGGCUGGCUGCGUGGGG